Messenger RNA from Strongylus vulgaris, 674 nucleotides. The record is from the annotation of a GenBank genome assembly. NCBI's taxonomy places the organism in Eukaryota, Metazoa, Nematoda, Chromadorea, Rhabditida, Strongylidae.
AUGCUCUGUUGGUCGUUAGAUGACAGCAUGAUUGUCACUGCUGGUUCAGAUUAUAUAUUGAGAGUUUGGAACAGGAAGGGCGAAAUGUUAAGAAGCCUGCAGGGUCAUACAGAUGACUCAUUUGUCCUUAAGGCUCAUCCUGUUUUCAUGAAUGUGAUCCUCAGCUGUGGUCAUGACGGCGUAUUGGUGUUCUGGGAUAUUUUGAAAGGCCAAAAGCUCAAGCGAUUUACAAAUAUUGUCGAACAUCGUGGGCACUCUGCCCUCUUCGAUCUUGAUAUAUCACGCGAUGGUUGCACAGUUGCUGCAGUCGAUUCACUUGGACAUUUGACUGUCUAUGGAGUUGCUUCAAAAUCAACACGAUCAAUCCCUAAGCAGCAGUUCUUUAAUACCGAUUAUAUGCCGCUAUUAAUGGAUGAUACUGGUUGGGUAGUGGAUGAAGCCACAGGUGUUGUUCCACACCUACUUCCGCCACCAUUGCUCACCGAUCAAGACCUUGUUCCCCUUGCUGACGAGUGGCAGAAUGCCGUUCCUGGCAGAGAUCUCAUUAAAAAGAAACUUGUAGAAAGAUGCAUCUCUCGAGCCGUUUUCAUCCCCUUGGAUUACGAGGCAUAUCAUACCAGCAUUGUCGAUGAACGACAGGAACUUCUGGGCGGAGGUAUCAUGUUAUUUUAAUC